GAAGAAAAGACGCGUUUGUGGAACGAAAUCAAUUCUAUACCUAUGGAUUUAAUAUCAUCUCCUUUAACUACUGCACCAAUUUCGCAAGCUGCGUCGGAAGCAAAUCUCACUUCAGCUGUUCAUCAUCUUAUCUUAUCUUAUUUGGUUCAUCAUGGAUAUAGUGAUACUGCUAAGACUUUUUCAAGGAAUACUGUACAAUUACCUCAAAUUGAUAACAGUGAAAUGGAAGGGGUCGAAAGUGAAAAUCCAUUACUGGAUAAAGAUAAAGAUAUGAUAAAUCGACAAAGAAUUCGUGACGCGGUACUUGCCGGAGAUAUCGAUCAUGCUAUCAAAUUGACAAAUACUUUUUAUCCUUCUGAUGCCAUGGAUGUAGAUGAAUUUGCAGCCUCAACGAGUGAUGAUUCUAUUGAUGAUCUAUUUGGUGUAUCAUCUGUUAAAAAGAAAACAUCUAAGCGACAAAAAAAUGUUUGGUCUGGAUUACAUGGAUUAGAUGGAAUUAUGGCAGAAGCUUUGAAAUUUGGUUAUAAAUUGCAAGAUGAUUAUCGUGACGAUUACCGUGAUGAAAUAAAGAACACAUUAAAGGACGCGUUUUCAUUAUUGGCAUACACUGACCCACGUAGGAGUUGUGUAUCACAUUUAUUAGAUCCAUCUGGACGUGAACCUGUUGCAAACUCUUUAAAUAGCGCUAUUUUGGUUUCACAAGGUAAACCUGCGAUACCACCACUAGAGAAAGCUUAUCGCCAGGCUUCAGUGGUUCUCCGUGAACUAUCUAGAAAUAGUGUUGGUUCCAGUGCCUUUGUUAAUGUGCGACAAGAUUGCUUAGUUUAA
This is a messenger RNA of Dentiscutata erythropus, 828 nucleotides long. NCBI's taxonomy places the organism in Eukaryota, Fungi, Glomeromycota, Glomeromycetes, Diversisporales, Gigasporaceae. The record is from the annotation of a GenBank genome assembly.